AUGUCAAACCCUGAAGAAGCCUCAAAUUAUCGGCACGCCUGCGCGGCAUGCAAGUAUCAAAGGAGAAAGUGCGAAGCCAACUGUUUAUUCGCUCUCUACUUCCCUGCAGACAAAGCAAAUAUUUUCCGAGAAGUUCACAAGAUUUUUGGCGUGAAAAACGUGACGGCGAUCCUGUCCAGUCUUAGUCCUCAUGAGAGAGAAAGAGCCGUGGAGUCCCUUGAAUGGGAAGCCUUUGCAUGGAAGAGUGAUCCAGUUGAAGGGCCUCUAGGGUUGUUCAAGCAUCUCAAGAGAGAGCUUCAACAGUUAAAAAAUCAACAACAACAGAAUGGUAUUAUUGUGCCCUACUCUAAUUACCAGACUAACCAUGGUGUGUUCGCAUUGAACCACAAUGCCGCGCUUGGUGAUUUUGCACAUAAUCCCAACAUCAAUGCUGCAAAUUCUGCUUAUGGUAUUAACCCAAAUAUAGGAAUGGAGCAACCCUUCAAUAGCUAUGCUGGAUUGCCGCAAAUUAGAGGAGGUGAAAUCGAAAAUCAUCAAGUAAUGGUAAAUAAUGGUAUUCCGAUGGAUUCUUCUUACUAUAGAAUCCAGCAAGAGCAAGGAUCAGCGUUGCGAAAAAGACUCGGAGCUGAUAUUGUUGUUCAACCGUUUCCUACUUCACACAAACAACAGAUGCCGCACAAUAACCAAAUGUUGGGUAGUUUUUCAAUGGGGCCACCGACGAAUUCUUUUGGUCAGCACAAUGAUCAACAAAGAGAAAGCCGACGAAGAAGAGUUUUCGGACAUCUCCCGGGACCUGCUUCUCAAUCUCAAGGAAGAGGUUUUCAUUAA
Hibiscus syriacus is the source of this 828-nucleotide messenger RNA. RefSeq names its product LOB domain-containing protein 12-like. The record is from RefSeq and is a predicted model, not a curated record. NCBI's taxonomy places the organism in Eukaryota, Viridiplantae, Streptophyta, Magnoliopsida, Malvales, Malvaceae. Bases 1 to 828 code for a protein of 275 amino acids. The transcript has a single exon.